AUGCCUUUCUACGCUUAUUUCUCUCAGGUCAGCACCGACGUCACUUGGCGCAUGGUCAUGAUCUUUUGCGACGCCGCCACGGCUGACGAAUGGUGGCGCGCCGUCUCGGGAGCAAAGUUAGCAGGAGCAAAUGCCAACCUGCUCGCCGACAUCAAACGCGUCAACCCCCAGUUCUAUAACCACAACGUUGCGGUUUUCAACAUCCUCAACUUCUUCAGCGAUGCACGCCUCAACGAGAUUGCACAGCCCUUCCGCGGCCGAGCGUUCGUUAUGACUGAGAACGAAAGCACUGCACGAGGAAUAGACAUCAUCCCCGACCAGGGUGCAACUGACCUCAUUAGCGGAGACUGGUUCUACGUCCGCUCCAAGGUUGACCCCUCCACGUACUGGUUCUACGACCCUAGCAGAGGCAGAGUGGUCGCGUCCCACACCAGGCGUACCAUGUUCCGCGUGGUCACAAAGAAUGUGCCAGAGAAAACGGUUAUGAUUCGCUCCGACGCUGUGACUUUGUGGGCGUGGGGACAAGAUAAGCCUAUUCAGAUCGACAGCCAGGGAAACCUCACUGGAGGAGGCAAUGGCGAUUGGACCUUCGAGUUCGAAGACUUGGGUACUGGCCGCUUCGUCGAUACCGACGGCGGUGUAGUAUAUGGCAACAUUGCCGACAACGCGCCGAAGAAGCCAGGAUGGGAGCUAGUCAAUUAA
This is a messenger RNA of Pleurotus ostreatus (oyster mushroom), 702 nucleotides long. RefSeq lists its product as uncharacterized. NCBI's taxonomy places the organism in Eukaryota, Fungi, Basidiomycota, Agaricomycetes, Agaricales, Pleurotaceae. The record is from RefSeq and is a predicted model, not a curated record. The transcript is spliced from 3 exons. The coding region runs from base 1 to 702 and encodes 233 amino acids.